Messenger RNA from Drosophila obscura, 783 nucleotides. Its product is annotated as pupal cuticle protein C1B-like. Lineage: Eukaryota; Metazoa; Arthropoda; Insecta; Diptera; Drosophilidae. The coding region runs from base 172 to 675 and encodes 167 amino acids. The transcript is spliced from 3 exons. The record is from RefSeq and is a predicted model, not a curated record.
UGCUUUUCCACCGACUGUUGGGGCAUGGCAAGUGUCGAGCAGGCACCGCUGUGAAGAGCUCUGUACACACACCGCCAGACAGUCGGACUGCAACAUUUUCCAUUAAUGGAAUUAAACUGCGACGGCAACAGCUGCGUCGGCAACUGCCCCCGAAAAUAACGACGAUGGACAAUGCCCGUACUAUUCGGAUUCGGACUCGUAUUCGUACUAUAUAAGACUGGUCUGGCGGUUGUCCCAUUAUCAGUCAGCUUCAUUCGCUUCCACAGCAGCACAACACAGACCAAAAACACACAAAAUCCCCUCAACAUGUUCAAAUUGGUGGUGUUGUCUGCUCUCCUCGCCGUAGCUGUCGCUCGUCCCGGACAUCUGUACGAGUCUCCGCUGGUGUAUGCCGCCCCAGCGACCACGACAAUCGUCCAGGAGCCCUACCUGGCCAAUGUGGGUGCCGUGGUAAAGAGCAUUCCCACCUCUGUCUCCCACCAGAGCCAGUCGGUGGUGCACAGCUCUGCCCACGUCGUCCAGGAUGUUGUCGCACCCGUCAUCAAGUCGUAUGCUGCUCCCGUCGUCCACACCAGCUACGCGGCAUCUCCUCUGGUCCACACCUCUUACGCCGCUCCCUACGCCGCUCACACUUCCUAUGCGGCCACUCCCGUCAUCUACAACGCUGGCUGGUAAGGAAGCGGAGGAGACUGGAUGCUCGGACGAGCGAUCUGGAUGGCUUAACAAAAUAAUAAUCCUGUUGUACAUAAACGAGUUUAAUUGCGAGUAAAAUGUGAUUCCCGA